AUGGCGCAGAAGCGCUCUCAUAACCACAAAGAUCACACCGCGAAAGCCAUCAAGCGACGCAAGUUCAAUGCCGCGACUGCCAAGAGCUCCGACGAUGCUGCGCACGACAUCGUGAGCGUUGACCAGUUGGAUUGGAAGACAGUCACGUUGCCCGAUAGGUUAGACGAUGCCGAAGGAUUUUACGGGCUGGAAGAAAUUGAGGGUGUGGACAUUCUGAGGCCGUCUGGAGGUGGGGAGAUCAAGUUCAAGGCCUCCAAAAGUAAAAUCAAAGGCAUUCUUAAAAACUCAACCGAUAAGUCAGGCCAACCUGCGGAAGAUUGGGAAGAAUGGAGCGGGUUCGGCGACGACAGCGAAGACGGGGACGGGACUACCCUUGAAGCCGAAAAGAAAGCUGAAAACCAUGGAAAAGUUAACGACAGAAGAACGAAAACGAAUAAUUCAAAUAAGGAGAAAGAGUCAAAUAAACUGCCAAAGGAUCGAGGUCCUCGUAUUAAAACAGACAACGGUAUUAAGACAGGAGUAUCCUUCGCCGCACUCCAAGACGAGGUUGAGGAAGACGUUGAUGUUUCCGCUUGGGAUUCUCUAGAUCUCAGUGCCGAACUACAAACUAGCCUUGGAAGACUCAAGUUCUCUUCUCCGACACCUAUCCAGUCCGCAUGUAUCCCAGCCGUGCUUCAAGGUCAUGAUGUAAUCGGGAAGGCGUCUACAGGAUCUGGGAAGACUCUGGCAUUUGGCAUACCGAUAGUUGAAUAUUUUUUAGGCAAAUAUCGGGGCGGUCGAGCUCCGACUGCAUCUGAAGAGAGAGAAAGCACGAAGGAACCCAUGGCGCUAAUACUGUCGCCAACGAGAGAACUCGCACACCAACUCAACAAGCAUCUUACCGACUUGGUGAACCAUGCACCAAAUACACAAGUUAGGAUCGCAACGGUCACGGGUGGUUUGUCCAUCUACAAGCAGCAGCGGCUACUCGCUGACGCUGAUAUCAUCAUCGCUACCCCGGGUCGGUUAUGGGAAGUUGUCGGAUCUAUGACUGGGUUUCUGUCAAAGCUGAAAAAGAUCAGAUUUCUCGUCAUCGACGAAGCUGAUAGGUUGCUGAGUGAAGGUCAUUUCAAAGAAGUGGAAGAAAUACUAAACGCCAUCGACAAAGUUGAGAUCACUGAAGAGGCUUACGGGGAAAGGUCGGAGCGGGAGCCUGAGCCUGAGCCUGAUGAAGAGAAAAAGGCGGAGCCACGCCAGACGCUGGUCUUCUCAGCAACAUUCCACAAGGGCCUACAACAAAAGCUCUCGGGAAAGAUCCGAUAUAGGAAUGAUGACUUGCUUGACAAAAAGGAAUCCAUGGAGUACCUUCUUCGAAAGCUGAAUUUUAGAGAAGAACGACCGAAAUUCAUCGAUGUUAAUCCGAUCUCCCAAAUGGCUCAGAACUUGAAGGAAGGUUUAGUCCAAUGCGCGCCUAUGGAUAAGGAUCUGCUUUUAUACACCCUUCUCCUCUAUCACCCCAAACAUCGCACGCUAGUAUUCACAAACUCUAUCUCUGCUGUACGCCGCUUAACUCAAUUACUUCAAAAUCUUAAUCUUCCUACUUUCGCGCUGCAUUCAUCAAUGGCUCAGAAAGCCCGCCUCCGCUCCGUGGAGCGGUUUUCUUCCCUGUCAUCAGACCCUUCGUCUAUCCUCGUGGCCACUGAUGUUGCCGCACGGGGACUUGACAUUAAGGGAAUCGAUCUUAUCGUUCAUUACCACAUCCCCAGAACCGCGGACACAUACGUGCACCGUUCAGGUCGAACAGCACGAGCUUCGGCAUCCGGAAAGUCGAUCCUAAUAUGCGCACCGGAAGAGACUACUGGUGUCGCUAGGCUCGUUGCCAAGAUCCAUUCCAAUAAGAAAGACUCCAGCGCCACCGAGUCUAAGAUGGAGAAAAAAGUUCCUUUGCAAUCUGUAGACUUGGACAGGCGUAUAAUCGACCGCCUUCGCCCUCGUGUCACGCUUGCCAAAAAAAUUACAGAGUCUAUCCUUGCGAAGGAAAAGCUAUCUUCUGAGGAUGAUUGGCUACGUUCCGCGGCCGAAGAUCUAGGUGUUGAUUAUGAUAGCGAUGAAUUUGCCGAACAGCAAUCCAAGGGCAAAGGCAAAGGGCGUGGUCGUGGUGGAGGUAGACAAGCACGAGAACAGAAAGCCGCUAGUCUAUCUAAGGCAGAGCUUGCGGGCUUGAAGGCACAAUUGAGGGAAUUGGUGUCCAAGAAAGUCAACGUGGGCAUUAGCGAGAAGUAUUUGACGGCGGGUAGAGUUGAUGUGGAUGCCCUAUUGAGAGGAGAAGGGAAUGAUGCAUUUCUUGGACAUGUAGAAAAGUUGUCAUUUUAAUGUGCUGGAAGCCGAGGACUACGCAAAGCAAACAUAUCCAUAUAUCUUCUUGGUAUAGGGAGAAACCAACCAGUGAUCCAACAAGACCGGACGAAAAUAUAUAUUCAGUUUCAACCCCUGAUCCGAGAAGAUAGAACUCUUAGGAUAUGGUUAAUUACUCGCGCCACUUUGCCCCUUCUCCCUGCAACUAUCCAGAUUGUCAACAAUAACGUCAAACUAACCCGCCUCUUCGUCCUCCACCAAAUUCUUAGCCACCUGGAUGCCAAUCUAAACACCCAUCCAAUUCGCUCUGCCUUUACCACAUCAUAGUCAUCAAGCCCGUUGGCAGUCAUCCAGGUCUGCACCCAGAAGUUGCGCGCAUAUCCUGGAAAUGAGGCGGAAUUUCGCCCGAAUUCAUUAAUAUACCAGUUUGAACAACCAGCAGAGAAUACUGAACCUUGUAGCUGCUGAUGAAUAUCGCUCACCCAGACGUUUUCGCGGGUUUCUUUCACGUCGAUUAUGGAGACGCGACGAUCGAUCAGUGGCGCAAGGAUGGUACGGGCGAGAUAUCCAACCUGGACUUCGCAGGUGAAGAGAACGGAGUUAUGGGCGGGGAAUGUAUUUGGCCCUGUUUGGAGGUGUUAGCUGAGAAAUUCGGUGGCUAGUUGAUAUGAUUACUGUCGCUCACCAAAUAGGAUAC
Messenger RNA from Coccidioides immitis RS, 3031 nucleotides. RefSeq names its product ATP-dependent RNA helicase MAK5. Gene Ontology annotation, molecular function: RNA helicase activity; nucleic acid binding; ATP binding. The transcript has 3 exons. Gene Ontology annotation, cellular component: nucleolus. The record is from RefSeq and is a predicted model, not a curated record. Bases 1 to 2352 code for a protein of 783 amino acids. Lineage: Eukaryota; Fungi; Ascomycota; Eurotiomycetes; Onygenales; Onygenaceae.